Molecule: messenger RNA, 2029 nt
Organism: Micropterus dolomieu (smallmouth bass)
Lineage: Eukaryota; Metazoa; Chordata; Actinopteri; Centrarchiformes; Centrarchidae
Gene: fam43a
Product: family with sequence similarity 43 member A
Exons: 1
Coding region: 212-1252 (346 amino acids)
Source: RefSeq, a predicted model, not a curated record
UUGAGUGACGCCGCCAGACACUAAAAUGGACAAGAGAGCUUUAGAGGAUAAACAGACAAAGUACAGUCUCUUUGCGUUCACUUCUCACAGAGUAGCUCAUAAAUGACCUGACGGGACAAUAACUUGUAGGAUUUAGUAGUAAUACAAAGUUUUUUUCUCCUCCUUCCUCUCUCAGUAGACUUUGUUGCUGUUGACUGGAAACAGCAAUAAAAUGCUGCCUUGGAAGAAGAAUAAGUUCGACCUGAUUGAGGAAGACAAGCAGUCCAAGCAGAAGGGCUAUGCUGUGAGUCUCAACUACUCUGCGCUCACCUCCUUCGCCAAGUCCUGCCCCGAGAGCGCACUCAACAGGGUGGGCAGCAUGUUCAAGUCAAAGAGGAAAAAGGUGAAGAUCACCAGCGAGGACCCCACUUAUACGGUGCUCUACCUAGGGAAUGCCACCACCAUACAGUCCAAAGGAGACGGCUGCACGGACGUGGCGGUGAGCAAGAUCUGGGGCAAAAGUGAAAUGGGCAAGAACGGCACCAAGAUGAGGCUGACCAUCAGCUCGCAGGGCAUCCGGAUGGUGCAUGUGGACGAAAAGGCCAGGAGGCCGGGACACUUGUACUUGCUGCACCGGAUAACCUACUGCGUCGCGGACCCGAGGCUACCCAAGAUUUUCGCCUGGAUUUACAGGCACGAAAUGAAGCACAAGGCCGUGAUGCUGCGCUGCCACGCAGUGCUGGUGUCAAAGCCGGAGAAGGCAAAGGCCAUGGCGCUGCUGCUGUACCAGACCUCGGCCACGGCCCUGGCCGAGUUCAAAAGACUAAAACGGAGGGACGACGCCAGGCACCAGCAGCAGCAGCUCAUAGGGGAACAGACAAUCCCGUUGGUCCCACUCAGGAAGCUGCUGAACGGACAGUGUUACUACAAACCCCCGGUGGAACGCAGCCGAAGCGCGCCCAAGCUGGGCUCCAUCACAGAGGACUUGGUCGGGGAGGAGGAGGAGGAGAAAUCCAUGCACUUUGAGUGUGAGGACAUUCUGGACACGGACGAUGAUUGUGUUGCCAACGGUAAACAGGAGUUGACUCAGAUUAUUAAUGACUUGGGAGAGAUGAGCAUAGGAAACGAUGUGCAGACACUGAAAGCAGAUCUCAGAGUCACCAGACUUCUGUCUGGAGAGAGCACGGGGAGCGAAUCCUCUAUAGAGAGCAACCAGGAGCCCCCUGCGCUCAUUAAUGGGUUCGAGGAGGUAAAGGUGCAGGAUAUUGCCUGAAUUAUUUUAGGUAUUUCUGGGCGCCUCUGACGCAUUGUUUUUGUUGAGCCACGAUGUCGCCACAAGAAAUAUUUCCUCUAACGACAACCUUGUGUUGGAGAGUGUUUAUCUAAUCUGUUCCCCCACGUGUUGUUGAGAGGAUCUAGAAAAGAUCAUCUAAGGUUUUGGGACAAUUACCGCACAUGGACACACAAGUAGGCUACUGAAUGAUACUUUAAGAUUGUGUAAACAGAGAAAAAAAGAAAAACAAGUGCAUGUCUAUUAGAGAGAUGACUGGGUGAACCGACAAAAUCCCAGUGCGCAUUAGGACGCACUGAACUAAUUCCAUCUCUUUUAUUUAAGAGGAUUUGUUGUUGCCUCAAGCUUGUUUACCUAAAGUUUUGUUCUCUUGAAAAUGCCAAUUUUUUGUUAAAAAAAAUCAAGUUCCAAAAAACAGUCAGUUUUUAAAGCAUGUUUUGUUUUUCUCCUACUUGGCUCAGUGGGUCUUAACAGGGAUCCUUAAUUUUUCUGUCAGGGGGAUUUAUAAUUAUUUUAUUUUGCACUGUUGUAGAAUUCAUUCAAGUAUUAUGUUGACUACAUGUACAUAAUGUUUGUUGGUAUGUUGUCUGAAACAUAAAUGCCAUAUCUUUGCUGUGCAAAAGGAAAAACACCUUUAUGUAUUAAGAUGUAAAGUAAGAUGUUUUAAGUAUAAAUAUGUUAUUUUUUAAAGAAUAAAAAUGUGGUUUGUUAUGUGAACCUCAUAGAAUUAUCAAUUAAAAAGAAAAUUAUAUAAAGUCA